GUGGAAGUUGAUGGAGUGAUAAUAACACAUCAAACAGAGAGUGAGCAGUCUCUGGGCGAAGCUGGAGGAUAAAUGGAGCACUCCCUAGUCGUGACAAGUUUUGGGUCCCAUUCCAAUAUGUUUAAAUAAGUUAUUUGCUUCCGCUUGUUCUCUAUUAUUUGUAUAUCUUCAAUCAAAAAUCGUCGUGUUGUCGCUUAAAUGAGGACAAAUUAAGACUGGAGCAGGCCAGGCAUGAGUGGAGCACACCUGGACGAAUGGCAGAGGAGGUCCUUUGACAUUUCAUCUGGCAACUGUACACCCGAACAGACGGCCGAUGCCUACCGGGCCCACAUUCUCUCCAUUCAGUAUGCAUGGGCAAGUUCCCAGCUCUCUCAGGCCGGCAUGGCCAGCCUGCUCAGGACCUACUCGGAGCGCUAUGCCGCAGUGCUGGACUCAGAUGACCCCCGCACAGGGCUUAACAACUAUGCAGAGAGUGCUCUGCAUCUGGCCCGCAGUCAGAGGAACUACAGUGACAAAUGGGAGUCCUCCCUGACCAUGGAGAGUGUGCUGGAGCUGCCUUGCGUGCAGAAGAUGAUUCAAGCAGGGACAGGUGGAGGAGGCUCCCUUGUGGCACCAGGAGAUGUUGACAUAUCUGUGGGGCAAGAGAACAGAGGCAGCUCCCUGUCUGCUGCCUUUAGUGGAGUCAGGUCAGAGGCUGCUUUGUUCAAACCCAUAGGACCACCACAACCUAAAACAGAGGUUAACAUUACAGCCAGUAAUCCUGCUGCUAAUAUAACGUCAGAGAGGCCCAGAGGUUGUGAUGGGAUCUCAGGAAAUCCAAACUCCUUCUCCCGACCUCCAGCCCGACCACAGUCUGUGUUUAGUCAUCCUACUUCAGUUCCUCCACAGGGAAACCCUGGCCCUGCAGCAGGCACGCAAAACCAUCAGUCGUCCUUCUUCUCCACCUCCAACCCAUCUAAGCGCAAGAAUUUCUACAACACAGAUGGAGGGGAUGUGGGCAGGGGACAACACGGAGGUCAAGCAGGUACUGACCCACGAGCAGGAAGCAACUUCAAAACUGCACGCGAGCAGUUCAUCGUUGAUCAACAUAAAAAACAUUCCCAUCAAUCCCAGAGAGGUCAGACCGCUGGGAUGGCUGCAACUGUGAAGAAGUCUCUGGGUGCUAACAGACCUCGAGGUACAUCCUCUAAAUUUGUGUCACCUGUUCCACGACAGGAGGAGGAGGAAGGUGGGACGAGUCAUAAUUCUAAUCAGGAACCUCAGAUCCUGGAUGAGCGUCUUAAAAACUUUGAGCCAAAGAUAAUCGAGCUCAUCAUGAGUGAGAUCAUGGACCACGGGCCUCCUAUUUCCUGGGAUGACAUAGCAGGCCUGGAGUUUGCCAAAACCACCAUAAAGGAGAUUGUGGUUUGGCCAAUGCUGCGACCUGACAUCUUCACUGGCCUCCGUGGUCCACCCAAAGGCAUCCUGUUGUUCGGCCCCCCAGGCACUGGAAAAACUCUGAUAGGAAAAUGCAUAGCUUGCCAAUCAGGUGCCACUUUCUUUAGCAUCAGUGCUUCAUCGCUCACAUCUAAGUGGGUGGGUGAAGGAGAAAAAAUGGUGCGAGCCCUGUUCGCCAUCGCCCGCUGCCACCAGCCUGCUGUCAUUUUCAUCGAUGAAAUUGACUCACUGUUGUCCCAGCGGACAGACGGGGAGCACGACUCAUCACGCAGAAUAAAGACAGAGUUCUUGGUUCAGCUGGAUGGGGCAGCCACAGCAGCUGAGGACCGCAUCCUAGUGGUGGGCGCCACCAACCGGCCUCAAGAGAUAGACGAGGCUGCCCGACGACGCCUAGCAAAGCGGUUAUACAUCCCCCUGCCUGAGGCAACCGCCCGAUGGCAGAUAGUUUCUAACCUCAUGUCACAAGAGAAGAAUCAGCUGAGGGAGCAAGAGCUGGAGAGUGUGGUGACAGCGACUGAAGGCUUCUCAGGGGCUGAUAUGACUCAGCUGUGCAGAGAGGCAGCGCUGGGGCCCAUCCGCAGCAUCCAGCUCACUGACAUCGCCACUAUCACUGCAGAUCAGGUGCGACCAAUCCUGUACACUGACUUCCAGGAAGCUCUGAAGACGGUACGACCCAGUGUCUCAUCAAAAGACUUGGAGCUGUAUGAAGAGUGGAAUAAGACAUUUGGAUGUGGACGUUAAACCUGACUCCUUACCGGCAUUAUCCUCUACCUCUGUUAAAGUUAUGGAUGUUAUUUUGUUAUGUUAUUCUCAAGUUGGAGUUUAGAUAAACAGUUCAGCUCUGGACAAAUCCUAAAUACUGUCUUUAUUGAACACAGAGCACACAGAGUUCCUGGAUCAACAUCACUGUGACAGUCUAAUCAAAAAGCUCCACAAAUAUUGUUUUCUAAAUGCUGAGAUGUGUGUUAGAUACUGAGCAGGUGUAUCUGUUAUUUUGUCCACCCCCUCUGUGUCCACUUGGUCGUUUUAGUUCAUCUCUUUGCAGCCGUUGCGUAGCCGUUUGCGCAGCUGUUUUGUGAUUCAUUAACACCGGUCUUUAAUUACACCUGGAAUAGAAAUACAAACACAUCAGCUGAAAUAAGUGAACUGUGGGUUAACUCAGUUUUGAAUGUCUAAAAUGUGGAUGCAUCCUUGUUAUCUUUAUUCUUAUUCACAGUCAUCUUUGUGGUGACAGCUGUGUUAAUAGCUCCCAGCUGUUUGCAUUAUGCAUUGAACUAAUUUUUACAGCCAGGCUGAUUUGUUUAAAUGUUCAUUUUACUGUAGCUUUUUGUUUUGAUGUAAACAUGAGGCACCAUGUUGUGUUCAGAUGAAACAAUGACAUCUGUUUAAAUUCAUUCAUAG
Molecule: messenger RNA, 2838 nt
Organism: Larimichthys crocea (large yellow croaker)
Lineage: Eukaryota; Metazoa; Chordata; Actinopteri; Sciaenidae
Gene: fignl1
Product: fidgetin-like 1
Exons: 2
Coding region: 232-2178 (648 amino acids)
Molecular function (GO): ATP hydrolysis activity; microtubule severing ATPase activity; ATP binding
Source: RefSeq, a predicted model, not a curated record